This is a messenger RNA of Cryphonectria parasitica EP155, 1086 nucleotides long. RefSeq names its product putative alcohol dehydrogenase. The record is from RefSeq and is a predicted model, not a curated record. The transcript has 5 exons. Gene Ontology annotation, molecular function: oxidoreductase activity. Bases 1 to 1086 code for a protein of 361 amino acids. NCBI's taxonomy places the organism in Eukaryota, Fungi, Ascomycota, Sordariomycetes, Diaporthales, Cryphonectriaceae.
AUGACUGAAGAUCCGAAGACUGUCAAUUUCGCUGUGGUCUAUACAGACCCGCCGAGUCUGAGAACAGAGGUUGUCGAGAGGCCGGUUCCAGAGCCGGGACCAGGUGAGGUGCUUGUUCGACUAUCGUACUCUGGAGUCUGCCAUUCAGACCUGGGCUUCUGCACCAACUCAUAUGUCCACGUGCCACCAACGCCAGCGGGCCAAGUGGGCGGGCACGAAGGCCUUGGCGAAGUUAUUGCUCAUGGUCCCAGCGUGACAUAUCCAUCUGUUGGCACGAAAGUUGGCAUUAAAUACACCGCCAGAGCAUGCCUAUCCUGUGCCAACUGCCUGCAGGGUGGCGAGUCGACCUGUGAGUCAAAAACGGAGUACAAGAUCUCGGGGUUCCUGCACCCAGGUACAUUCCAGCAGUACGUCGUCUCGCCAGCCAACUACGCCACCCCGAUCCCAGAUUCGAUCACGGACCUUGCAGCCGCCGCGCCGCUCAUGUGUGGCGGGGUGACUGUUUACACUGCUCUGAAACGUGUAGGCGUGAAGCAAGGUGACUGGGUCGUCAUCUCCGGGGCAGGCGGGGGGCUAGGCCAUCUGGCAGUACAGUACGCAAAAGUGAUGGGUGGGCGCGUCCUGGGCAUCGAUGACAGCACAAAGGAGAAGACGGUCAAGGAGCUAGGCGCCGAGGUUUUCCUUGAUUUUACUGCUUUCGAGAACGAUGAGGAUCUCGCAGCGCGGGUGAACGACGUGACGGGCGGUGGCGCGCAGAUUGUGAUGGUGUGUACAUCCAGCCCGAGGUCGUACGCAUCGGGCAUGAUGUGGCUCGGGUUCAGGGGCAAGUUGUGUUGCCUGGGAAUUCCCGAAAAAGAGAUUCAGCCAGCCCUGGGGGUCAGUAUACUGCUGAUGGUGGCGAAGGAGUUGACGAUCAUGUCGAACAAGUCAGGCAACCGACUUGAAGCUUUGGAGACUGUUGAGAUUGCCGCAAGGCACGGCAUAAAGACGCAGUAUCAGCUAAGGAAUAUGGACGAAUUGACCACGAUUUUCGAAGAGAUGCAGGCCGGAAAGAUCACGGGAAGGACGGUCCUGGACCUUAGGUAG